ACGAGCAUUCAAUUUAGGUUAGUUCGUCGUGUUAUUUUUAUACCGCCUCCGCACACCUCAGAACCCCCUAAACAAUUAAAAAAAUCAUCAAACCACUUCACUGCACCUCCACAUGCCUGAUUAAACCUAGAAUAAGUGCCCCAUAAAUUCAGUGAGAAAUGUCGUUCCUCGCGCGGACGAGGAUGUUCGCCAGAAGCUGUGACUUCAUAGUGCAGACGUCGGGAGUGAACAAACUGACUCCCAAUGUAAUUGUCAAUCACAUCAGAAUAAAGGGAUUCCCUUCGGUGUUACAACUCAGACUUCAAAGCACUGAAGAAUCUCACGUUAAAACGAUCUACGAGGGGACGCUGACCAAGAAAAUGAAGGGCGUGAAGAUCUUCUCGUUGUCCACCUCCCUCGCGAGUAUCCUGAUGCAGCCGUACCUCCUGCCGAAGGUUCUGGCUACUGACAGCACAAUUGCUCUCGUUGGUGUUGCCCUCACGACUGGAUUCUUCAGUGUCGGGACUCCUUUUCUGCUCAAUCUCAUCACGAGAAAAUAUGUCACCAGGAUGACGUAUGAUGAAAAGAGGGAUGUCUAUAUCGCCACUGUUUACAAUAUUUUUGUUAGAAAGAGACAGAUUGAAUUCACUCCGGACGACGUGUCAAAGCCAGGAAUGCGUGAGAUGUUAACAACCUGCUACGUACACAACACUCCCCUCUUCUUUGACUUUCAAAGCUUCACAGAGAUCGCCCACUACAAUAGAAUUCUCGGCUACGACAAGCCCAUGGACUUCCAGUUAAAUGAGCCAGAAGCCCUCAAAUCUGUGCCCUGUGACAAGCCAAAGAAAGAUUGAAUAUAACUAGUUCACAAUUCAA
Diachasma alloeum is the source of this 855-nucleotide messenger RNA. RefSeq names its product transmembrane protein 70 homolog, mitochondrial. NCBI's taxonomy places the organism in Eukaryota, Metazoa, Arthropoda, Insecta, Hymenoptera, Braconidae. Gene Ontology annotation, biological process: mitochondrial proton-transporting ATP synthase complex assembly. Gene Ontology annotation, cellular component: mitochondrial membrane. The coding region runs from base 159 to 833 and encodes 224 amino acids. The transcript has 3 exons. The record is from RefSeq and is a predicted model, not a curated record.